This is a messenger RNA of Aspergillus sclerotioniger CBS 115572, 993 nucleotides long. RefSeq lists its product as uncharacterized. Lineage: Eukaryota; Fungi; Ascomycota; Eurotiomycetes; Eurotiales; Aspergillaceae. The transcript has 2 exons. The record is from RefSeq and is a predicted model, not a curated record. The coding region runs from base 355 to 870 and encodes 171 amino acids.
CUGGGACAUGGGCAUGGGUGGCAAACACCUCUAGGGGCGAAUGUGCCGAACUGGGGCCGGGGAGAGGAGCUAGCAACGCGGGGAAAGGGUUGAUGGACUGUGUACAUGAAGAUAGACAUGCGGAGAAGACGAUCAUCCAUAGAGACUGGACGGGAGGCCCUGUUGUGUCUGGGCGGCUCCUCCUGGCAUAUCGUAUCUAUCUAUGUCCCAGCGGCGGCAUGAAGGGCGCGGCGCAAGUUGAAGGUCGCCUUCCGCCUUAAUCAGCGGUGGCGGCGGGGGCCAAUGAGAGGGCCGCAUUGACGCAUUUUCUGCGCUUUCGAGUCGCCAUUUCCCCUGCACUAAGCCCAAUCGGCCAUGUUUGCCUCCGCCUCCCGUCGUUUUUUCCUUUUCUUUUCUUCGCUUCCCGCCCGGGGCUUCCUUCUCUUUUUCUUUCUUUCUUUCUUUCUUCCUCCAUCUCAUCAUCAUCUUUCGCUCUCCUCUUUUACCUUUCCUUCCUCUUAUCUCCUCCCUAUCCCUGUCUUUGAAGGUUGUGUUACUUCCUUCAUUGUCUUCUUCCGUUUCAUUCGCUUCAUCUGUGUCUGUUUAACGCCUCUGUUUCCCUUUCCUCGGCCAAAAAACAAGUUCUCGUUAAUUUCAUCAUGUCUUCCUACGGCGGCGGCGGCGGCUACCAGCGCGAUUCGUAUCGGUAAGCUAUCCUUUGACUCCCCGGGCACUGGUCGGAUGAAAUGUCUCUUAUCAAAUCCGCCCUGUCGGUGUACUACCCGAACCAUGACUGUAUUCACCUCAAGGGUGUUGCAGUCUCGGUUGCGGUCACGCGACGCGGUCAGCCUUGAGAGAACUCCAGACUUUUGCUUGAUUAUCACUCUCUAGAAACGGUGGUGGCAGCGGUGGUGGCAGUGGCGGCUACUCCAACGGCUACUCCAACGGCGGCGGCUACGGUGGUGGUGGUGGAUACGGUGGCGGCGGCUAUGGUGGUGGCUACGGUGGCAGAGG